CUUCUCUUAAGAUCUGUAGAUAUAUUUUAUCUGUCGGCGUUAACCUUUCAUGAUAUUGAAUUUGUAUUUUUCGACUUAAAGAACUUAAAAAUAUUGAUUUUUUAAAAAUUGUUUUUCCGCAGUAAUUCUAGGUGCAGUUAUUUUAAGAGUUUGAUUUUUUUCUCUCUCUUUCCAUCUCUUUGUCUCCCAGUUUUUUGUGAACUCCUGCUAUUGGGAGUAAAAGGGGGUGGUGUUGGUUCCAACUGCUGUGAGGUUAUCUUCCUCCCCCCUGAAGUGAUCAUUGUAAUUAUAUUUUUUUUCUCUAUCAAUAUAAAUGAAAACCAAAUUCUCCAACGCAGUGGACACUCUAGGGAUGGGGCUGCUAAUUGCACAGAAUGGGAUCCGCGUUCAGGAUGAGGAAGACAUCGAGUACAAAGCUGGAAGACCAGACGCACCCGACCCUCAAACCAGACAUAAAGCUUAUCUGUGGUGUAAAGAUUUUCUUCGAGGUGCUUGGAAAACCCUGUCAGAAGACGAGUUUCAAAUUAGCAUCAUUCGGGGUGGCCUUAGUAAUCUACUUUUUCAAUGCUCGUUGCCUGAUACUAAAAGCUGUGUGAAGGAUGAACCACGGUGUGUUCUCCUUCGACUAUAUGGUGCAAUUCUUCAGAUGACGUGUAAUAAAGGAGAGUCCAAACAGACAAACCAGGACAGCUUUGAUAUUCGGGGAGCAGAUGCCAUGGUAUUGGAAAGUGUUAUGUUUGCUAUCUUGGCAGAGCGAUCACUUGGUCCGAAGCUUUAUGGAAUCUUUCCUCAGGGUCGUUUGGAACAGUUCAUUGCAAGCCGGAAAUUGGAGACCAAAGAAUUGGCUAUUCCAAGUAUUUCAGCAGAAAUAGCAAAAAAGAUGGCCACAUUUCAUAGAAUGACUAUGCCAUUUAACAAAGAACCAACAUGGUUAUUUCGUACUAUGGAGAAGUACUUGCAGCAAGUGAUGCGAAUCAGCUUUACAAGAGAGUCUCAUGUUAGAGUAUUUCAUCAACUUCUCAGUUACAACCUUCCACAGGAAAUGGAGAAGCUAAGGUCUUUGCUUCAAGCAACUCCUUCACCGAUUGUUUUCUGUCAUAAUGACUGUCAGGAGGGUAAUCUCCUGCUAUUGGAAAACACUGAAAACUCUGAUCAGAAACUGAUGCUCAUUGACUUUGAAUAUAGCAGCUACAACUUCAGAGGGUUUGAUUUUGGGAAUCACUUCUGUGAAUGGAUGUAUGACUACAACUGUGAUGAGUAUCCAUUUUUUAAAGCUGAUAUCAAGAAUUACCCCACCAAAAUGCAACAGCUCCAUUUCAUCAGAGUUUACAAUGCUGAGAAUCAGAAUGAACUUGACUUGAAUGAUGAUCAGAUAGCAAAAAUGGAAAACCAAAUGCUAGAAGAAAUAAACAGAUAUGCACUUGCUUCACACUUCUUUUGGGGUCUGUGGUCCAUUAUUCAGGCUCGGAUUUCAGCAAUUGAAUUUGGAUAUCUGGAUUACGCUUUGGCAAGAUUUGAAACCUACUUUGAACAGAAGAAGCAGCUAGGUGUUUGAUUGGCUCCUCCCAUUUGCUGACUAGUAAAGUAGAGACAAAGGCACGAGAAAAAUCAAGUGUCAGUCAACUAUGGAAAACCACUGCAGUAUUCAACAGAGAUGAACUGUGUGGAUUUGUUUCACGUGGUAGAAGUUUAGAAAAUGGAUCCUUAGACCUAAAAACCAAGAAAUUGAUAGUCUGUAAAAACUACAGACUGUUUACUGUUUCAGAACUUUUGUUAUGGAUAAAAUUUUGAAAAAUGUACUGUAACAUUAAUCUGGACAAAACUGCGAAUUUUCUGGAAUAGUUUUAUUUUAGUAGAUAUUUAGUGAACAAUUAAGUUGUGUAUAUCAAAGUAUUUCUCCAGCUGGAAGAUGUGACUUGUACUUGUCCUUUUAAAAUGCCUUUUUUAUUAGUUGGUGAAACAACCUUUACAUAAAGUAACUGAAGUUAGAGAAGAGUUGAUUUAAACUCUGAAGUACUUGCCUAGAAGUCUAUAUUAAAAGGCAGAUUAACAUUGCUUUAUAUAUAAUGUGAAAAUCUGUAAUGCUACUGAUGCCAAGUUUAAAGUUACAAUUCAGUAUAAUUCUGAUUUAUUAAUAAGACACUAGUGAAACCAUAUUGGAAUGAAGCUGUUUAGCUACCUGAGUCAGACAGGGUAGUAGACCCAAGGCCCUUUUGAUGAACCAGUUGGCAUUGCUGACUAAUGGGACUUAAAGGGAUAGAACUGCCAUUAGGAAGACUGGAAUCUUCCCAGUUAUUUUCAGAUAACCUUAGAAUAAAUUGUUCUAGGGCUAAGCAACUAGAAUUGUUUCUCAGCUAGUAUUGGUAACUGCACAUUGUUAACAAAUUGAACUCCAGGAAUAUUGUUGCGCACACUGAUAAUCUAUCUUAGCUGAUACCAAUCUGUGCCUAUAUUUGUUUUGUUUUUAUAUGGAGUUGCCACUCUAAGGAGAUAUAUCACUCCAAAUUUGGCAUAGAUAGGUCUGAUGUGCAUUUCUUAGAGAUAUGGAGACUUAAAUAUGAUUUCUGCUAUGUCAGAUAUCUAACUGCUGUCAUAAACUGUGAAUAUUUUAUAAAAUUGCAUUAGGUUUAUGAUAUUUUGUUUAUUGUAUGUCAUUACAUGGUUAAGCCUUCACUUUUUUUGACAAAAUACAAGUGCAUUAGUGUUAUUCUUGUACUGAAUAACAAAUUUAGAAUAAGCAAGGUAAUACGCUUUAGUUCGUAAUGAGUUCGUAAUUUGUAGGCAGCUGUCUGAAAUGAAUUAGCAUAAGUACUUAGCUAAAAUGACAGUUGUCCAAGGUGAAAUUCAGUUUCUGUAACAUCCCACAAUGCAUAAUGGAAGAUUUGUUGUUUAUAUAUCCUGCUUAAUGUUCCUUUCCAUUUUAAGUCUAGGUAAGUUGAGCAGGAUAUAUAAUGGACAGCCAACUUUCUACUGUUUGUUCUGUUUUCUUUCCCAAGCUGAAUUUUGGGUUGAAUAGUUUAAUUUCCUAACCUUUUUCUGAGAUGACCUAUUCAAAGUUUUAGUUUCCAGGAAAUCUGCAUUGUGAAUUACAUUAAGAGUAUGCCGUGCAUGAGGUAGAAAAGUGACCAAUAUUUAUUCACAACUUUGUAUUGCAUAUUCUGUAACGCAAUUAAUAUGCACACAUGUAGGCAAAUGUGACACCUGAGCCAUUUUCUUUGUCUUGUUGAACGUGUAUAUUGUGUAAAUAAUGAUUUAAGUUUUAAUGUUCAGACCAAAGCCAAAAGUGUUUGGAACAAGGUACUUUGCAAAUUUAGUUUCUGAUGAUACAUCUGCAUUGACACUACUUUAAGUAUUUUCACAAUAUUAAGGCUGCCGCUAACAUACAAGUUAAUCUGUACAUAUGUUUUGUAUAUUUUUUUUGCAGUAGGUGAUGCACAGUAAAUUGCUAGGUUUUAAUUCAUCAUAGCAGUUACCAUUCUUGAUCCCAGUAAGAAAAUUAAAAGCCAGUGUCUGUUAAAGUUAAAAUUACUAUUGGAAAAACAAUGUAUAAAGUACUGUAUGAAGAGUUGUUUCCAAGUCAGGGAAAAAAACUAGUAACGUGCAUGGAAACGUACUAAAAUUUUACACUUGGUCAUUGUCAGGAACAGUGCAACCCAACAUUGUUUUGUUUUGUACAGUACUGUACUGGGAGGUGCAUGGCUACCUUUAAUGGUGAUCUUUCUGUAAGACAGUAAUUGCACUUGUGGAAUUGCAGUAUAAGCAAUCAAAAUUAAUCUUGUUUGAGAAUUAAUUUCUUUACUGUAACAAAUGUGGUGAAUGCUUUUAAAUAUUAAUGCAGUGAUGUGGUGCAUUGUUUAUGUUGCUGCCAAAUCAGUUGUAUUUUUUGUAAAAUGUCACUGUAUGCACAGUUUAUGUACUGACACAAUUUUUAUUAAAAUUUUUUCCCUAGUGGCAUGAAGAAA
Hemiscyllium ocellatum (epaulette shark) is the source of this 3962-nucleotide messenger RNA. It is a transcript of the gene chka, whose product is annotated as choline kinase alpha. The record is from RefSeq and is a predicted model, not a curated record. Gene Ontology annotation, cellular component: cytoplasm. Gene Ontology annotation, molecular function: ethanolamine kinase activity; choline kinase activity. The transcript has 12 exons. Lineage: Eukaryota; Metazoa; Chordata; Chondrichthyes; Orectolobiformes; Hemiscylliidae. Gene Ontology annotation, biological process: CDP-choline pathway; phosphatidylethanolamine biosynthetic process. Bases 314 to 1555 code for a protein of 413 amino acids.